AUGGGAAUAGUUCCCAAAAUGAUUUCUCUAUAUGUUCAUCUUCUUCUAGUUGUUGUAGUUGCUGGGUCCCAUUAUAGAGGUGGAGCUAUAUCCUAUACAAUUCGUGCUAUUCCUGACAAUAUAACAGGCGAUGGUCAACAAAUACCAGUACGUGUCAUGCAACGGCAUUCAUGGCGUCGUUCUUUGGUUUUUUGUAAUGACACAUCUCCAAGUUCAGGCAAUUUAAUUGGAAGUGGUACACUUGUCUCGAGUUCGAAUCAAAGCGUGUCAUCAGUGACAAUUCCUUCAAUUGAUACUAGCGUACGAUGUACAGAUUAUAAUGAAGAAUUUGAUUAUAGUAGUGGUGAAAAUUCAGCUGAUGUUCUUUUACCUAUCAACAGUCGAAUUGAAUAUUUAUAUCAAGGAUGUUGUUGGAUUACGCUCUUAUCACCCGAUUCGGAAUCAGAUUGGUCAUUAAAACUUAUCGUUAACACAUAUCGACGCCCAGAUGGAAGAUUAAAUAGUUCUCCUAAAACAACCAUGAAUCCAAUUGUUCAAGUUGAAGUCGGUAAGAUAGGUAUUAUUCGUAUUCCAAUGGCUGAUAGUGAUGGUGAUCCAGUACGAUGUCGAUGGGGAAAUUCAAAAGAAGAAUGUGGAAGUAUAUGUACACCAAAAGGUUAUCUUCAAUCAAAUCCAUGCCAAUUGACAUACAAUGCUUCUCGACUUGGUUAUCAUGCUGUUGCACUAGUAAUCGAAGAUUUCGAUUCAAAUGAUAAUGUUCUUUCUUCUAUUCCACUUCAAUUUCUUAUUCAUAUUGUUAAUAUCACAACUGAUAAUUGUAGUUGUACUGAUCCACCUAUUUAUAUUGGUGAGUGGCCAGAAGAUUCAUGUAUUGGUGUUCAAUCAAAUACAACCAUCAAUGCACGAAUACAAAUACGCAUUCCAUGUGAGAAUACAUGCACGACUUUACAAGAUAUUUUGACUGUAUCACCAGCUGGUCUCAUUAAAGGAGAAAUAACUAGUGAUCCAACUAAUAAAAAUAUAUAUACAAUGCCAAUUGAAUGGACACCUGAACCAGAUCAAUAUGGUAUACAUCAAUUAUGUGUAACACCUGUUGAUUCUCAACAACAAACAGGUUCUCAAGUAUGUUUAACAUUUCAAGUUGAUGUUCAUCCACCGGAAUUUAUUCGUAUGACACCUACGGGUUUUAUAUUUGCAACUCAAUCAUCAUGGACACUUGAAACUGAUCGGGAUAUUAUAAGACCAAGACGAUCUAGUGGAGUUUAUAUUCGAUUUUUCAAACGUGUUAAUAAUGAAGAAGUUUAUCGUGUUGAUGUUGCUAGUGAUGUUACUGUUUUUUAUCAACCACGAACAAUAACAUUCUUUACAACACGAUAUACAUGGGAAGAAAAUGAAGAAUAUUAUGUUUUGUUAGAUGCUGGAGUCGCUACUCUUAAUGAAUCAUGUGGUGUUGAAUCGAAUCCUAUUAAUAAUCCUCAUGCUUGGACAUUUCAAGUAGCAGUAACUGAAACCACAAAUAUUGAAGAGAUUGAUAUUACUGAACAACUUGUUUCAGCAAUAACAACACAAGAAACGACUACAAAGAGACAACAAACUACUACUACUACUCCUCAACUUGAAUGUCCACGAUGGCUGCACUUUGAUACAAUUUCUAAUGAAAGUACAAAUGCUAAUGAGACACAUUUUACUUUUUGUUUUAGUGUUAAUACAACAUUAGCUGAUGUAACAAUAUCAGCUAAUACAUGGGUAUCUUGUAGAAUGUGGAAAUUAUCAGGUGCUGCUGAUCCUUUACUUGAACUCUAUUCAGAAGAAAAUGGCAAGCUUUUAGCACAAAAUGAUGAUGGAAAUAGUUUUGCAUUACAGAAUUGUUAUGCAGCUGUAUUAAGUUAUCGUUUGCAAAGAGGAGAUUAUCGUGUAAUUAUUCGAAAUCCUAAAUGUGCAUAUGGAAAAUUUGAACUACGAUUAUCAGCUGAAAUCGAUCGAAAUCUUAAAUAA
This is a messenger RNA of Rotaria sp. Silwood1, 1995 nucleotides long. The record is from the annotation of a GenBank genome assembly. NCBI's taxonomy places the organism in Eukaryota, Metazoa, Rotifera, Eurotatoria, Philodinida, Philodinidae.